Molecule: messenger RNA, 193 nt
Organism: Ambispora gerdemannii
Lineage: Eukaryota; Fungi; Glomeromycota; Glomeromycetes; Archaeosporales; Ambisporaceae
Source: the annotation of a GenBank genome assembly
UAACGGCAACGGUGAUGGCGAAAUUCUAAACAACAUAAAAGAAGAUAUUAACGAAGACCAGGAAGACACACUAUCACAGCUCUCUCGUGCUUUCAGCGAUGAGAGAAAUGAUCAAUGCUGGUGGUCUAAAAUCCAGCGAGAAAGAAAUCGCUAUCGCAAAGAGCGAAAAAAUGACAAAAUAGCAUUUCCCUAA